UCACUCAUUUUGAAUCUCUUCCCCGAAUCCAUGGUUAAGCGCACUGUAUCUGAUUCUUUCAUUCUUUCGAAAAGUUCUCCUCCGCACGACACCAAGCGAUCCAAGUCGGAAGAAGAUGCUAAGGGGCCGGCCAAAGGUGAGGAUGCUAACGCGCCGCCGGCCAGAGAUGCUGCUAAAGGGAAGUCGAAUAGGAUACCCAAAUUACACAUACGGAACGGGCUGGUGCUGCAGCAGCCGGAUUCUGGGAAUCCAUGGGGAAAACUCAUAUCUCAGUGUUCACAGAAUUCCCAUGUUAUUCUGCAUCUCCCUACUUUAAGUGUUGGUAAAAGCGAGCGAUGUGGCUUGUGGGUCAUAGAUCCAGCAGUCAGUAAGUCGUUGUGUAGUCUGAAGCACAUUGAAACUGAGAGAGGGGUUUCGGAAACAGUGCUUGAAAUCAUUGGGAAAAAAGGAUAUGUUCAAGUCAAUGGAAAGGCUUACGUUGAAAAAUCCAUCAUCUUUAUAAAUGGAGGUGAUGAGAUUAUCUUUAGCUCAAAAACUAAACAGGCUUACAUUUUCCAACUCCUUACCAAAACUGGUGAAUUGACAACUAGCGUGCACCCUUCAGUAAGUAGCUUAGAAGCUCAUGGUGGAUCCAAACAGGGAUUGCAUAUUGAGGCUAGAUCAGGUGCCGUUGCCUCAACUCUGGCCCCCCUCUCACAUCCUAAUGAUGAAUUGUCUCUUAUUCCACCAUCAUCUCGGAAUGGCGAGGAGGUGCAACAAGGGUCUGAAAUUCCAUCAGUGCCUUCUACUUGCAGAGUGUCAGACAAUUGUAUCCUUGAUACCGGCCCAUCAGCUUCUGAGUUUAAUAAGAAACACAGAGAUCAAAUAAAGGGUUCUCCUCCUCCCAUUCCACAGUCUUCAGGACGUAAAAAAUUUAUAGAGGGCUUAUGGAAAUGUUUAGUAGAUGUGACAGAUCUGGGUGUUUCAUUCGAGAAGUUUCCCUAUUAUCUAAGUGAGACCACCAAGAAUGUCCUUGUAGCUUCGUCAUACAUACAUUUGAAGUGUCCGAACAUGGUGGAGCUUAUUUCAGAACUCCCUGCGGUGUGCCCAAGAAUUUUGUUGUCAGGUCCAGAAGGUUCAGAAAUGUAUCAGGAUACAUUGACUAGGGCACUUGCUAAUUUUUUUGGUGUGAGACUCCUUAUUGUCAACAAGAUUAUGUUAUCUGGUGGGGGAUUAACUAAGGAAGUUGAAUCCCCAAAAGAAAGUUCAGAGCCUGAGAGAGCUACUGUGUUUGCUAAGCGAACAACUGCUGAUGUAGACCUUACGAAACCAGCGUCGAGUGUGGAUGCUGCUAUAGCCUCUUCUGCGCAGUCUAAGGACGAAGCAUCUACUGCUACGUCAAAGAACUGCGCUUUCAGAAAAGGUGAUAGAGUAAGGUUUGUUGGCAAUUUAGUAGCAUUUGGCAUUUCUCCCGGUCAAUUUCCAAUUAGGAGUCCAAAAUAUGGUUCCAGUGGCAAGGUGGUUCUUGUAUUUGAAGGUAAUGGCUAUUCUAAAAUUGGGGUUAGAUUCAAUAGAGUAGUUCCCGAAGGUAAUGACCUCGGGGGCCUUUGCGAAGGAGAUCAUGGUUUUUUUUGUUCGGCUGGCUCACUAAGUCUUGAAAGUUCAAAUGACGAUGACAUUGAUGAGCUUGUCAUAAAUGAUCUCUUUGAGGUUGCUUCCAUGGAAAGUAAAAAGGGUUCGUUAAUUUUGUUUUUCAAAGACAUCGAGAAAUUGAUGAUUAGGGAUUUGACGGCAUUUACAGCCUUUAGAAUGAAGCUCGAAGCUUUGCCAGAAAAUGUUGUUGCCAUAGCUUCGCGUACUCAGAUGGACACCCCAAAGGAAAAACCUCCACCUCUCUUGCUUCUCGCAAAGUUAAACCAAACAGGAUUCUUGGACAUGCAUUCUGUAGGGGAUAAGUGUAAAUUGCAAGACAAAAACCAAGAGGCCCCAAAAAGUAUGAAGCAGCUCAGUCGUCUUUUCCCAAACAAAGUGACAGUACAUAUUCCUCAGGAUGAAGAAAUGCUGGAGGACUGGAAACAAAUGCUAGAUCGAGAUGCCAAGACAAUGAAAUCACAGGAAAAUAUUGCCCUUAUACGCUCGGUUUUAAGUCGGUUUAGAUAUGUUUGCCCUGAUUUGGAAACAUUGUGCAUUAACGAUCAAGCUUUGUCCAGUGAAAAUGUUGAAAGAGCUAUCGGAUGGGCUUUGACUCAUCGCAUCAUGUACUACACUCUACCAAAAGUCACAGAUACAUCAAUUGUCAUUCAAAGUGCAAGUAUCAAAUAUGGGCUCGACAUUCUACGCGGCACCGAAGACGGAAACCAGAGUUUAAAAAAAUCUCUCAAGGACGUGGCUACUGAGAAUGAAUUCGAGAAAAGGCUCCUUGCUGAGGUCAUUCCACCCGGUGACAUUGGUGUUAGUUUCGACCACAUUGGAGCAUUGGAGAAUGUGAAGGAAACUUUGAUGGAAUUAGUGAUGCUACCUCUGCAAAGGCCAGAACUGUUCAACAAAGGACAACUUAGAAAACCUUGUAAGGGAGUAUUGCUCUUCGGGCCUCCUGGCACGGGUAAAACAAUGCUUGCAAAAGCUGUUGCAACGGAAGCAGGUGCAAACUUCAUCAACAUAUCUACGUCUAGCAUUACCUCAAAGUGGUUUGGUGAAGGGGAGAAAUACGUGAAAGCAGUCUUCACUUUGGCCAGCAAAAUAUCGCCCAGUGUUAUAUUUAUUGAUGAGGUUGACAGUAUGUUAAGGAAACGGGAAAGCCGAGGAGAACAUGAGGCGAUGCGUAAAAUCAAAAAUGAAUUUAUGGUUAACUGGGACGGCUUGCGUACAAAGGAUAAGGAACGAGUGCUAGUACUUGCUGCAACAAACAGGCCUUUUGAUCUCGAUGAGGCAGUAAUAAGGAGGCUUCCCAGAAGGUUGAUGGUCAGUCUGCCCGAUGCUCAAAAUAGGGACAAAAUCUUAAAGGUGAUAUUAGCCACAGAAGAGCUAGGUCCAGAUGUGAAUCUCAAAGCAGUAGCUCAAAUGACCGAGGGGUAUUCGGGAAGUGAUCUAAAGAAUCUUUGUGUGGUGGCUUCAUAUUACCCGAUAAGACAACUUUUGGAGGAGGAGAAGCAGGAAAAAGCUUUGGCACUGGCCGAGAACAGACCAUUGCCUUCAUUGCACAGUUCAGACGUUCGAAGGCUGACUAUGGAUGACUUCAAAAAAGCACAUGCACAGGUAUGUUCUAGUGUUUCAUCGGAAUCACAAAACAUGACCCAGCUUCAACAGUGGAACGAACUAUACGGGGAAGGUGGAACGAGAAAGAAGACACAACUUAGCUACUUCUUGUAGGGGAAGAAACAACAUUUGUAUAUAAUAUCUAGGUAGAUUUGGUUUUUUCUCCAUCCCUAACCUAAUCAUUGGUAAUUUUGUCACACCACUAGAUAAGAAGAGUAAUUCUACUGAUUUUUCCUUCAUCUUUACCUGUAUAGUCUUGUUUGAUUCAAUAAAUUCCAAAUUUACUUCUCUUCA
Messenger RNA from Salvia hispanica, 3528 nucleotides. RefSeq lists its product as uncharacterized. NCBI's taxonomy places the organism in Eukaryota, Viridiplantae, Streptophyta, Magnoliopsida, Lamiales, Lamiaceae. Gene Ontology annotation, cellular component: mitochondrial outer membrane. Gene Ontology annotation, molecular function: ATP binding; protein binding; ATP hydrolysis activity. The record is from RefSeq and is a predicted model, not a curated record.